Molecule: messenger RNA, 4628 nt
Organism: Tricharina praecox
Lineage: Eukaryota; Fungi; Ascomycota; Pezizomycetes; Pezizales; Pyronemataceae
Product: armadillo-type protein
Exons: 2
Coding region: 469-4515 (1348 amino acids)
Biological process (GO): SCF complex assembly; protein ubiquitination
Cellular component (GO): nucleus
Source: RefSeq, a predicted model, not a curated record
GUCCAAGGAAGCUGAUGCAGAUGCAAAGCUUGAGAUCAACUCCAACCGCUCUGAUCUCGCCUUCUUUCUCUCCAUCUACUUCGGCCAAUUCCAUCAAGUCCUGUCGAUACUCAAUUAGACAGCUCUGUGUUCCGGAAGUUGAUAGCUUUGCCUUUCGAGUUACCCACCCCGCAUUUCAUGACGGUGCGGCUCUAAGCUUCCCGCCCAUCCUCCCUUUACCUUGACCCUACAUACCUUCCCGCUCUUUCCAUACACAACACCCUCAUCCUCUCUACUCCUGCGAUCCACAUCUCCAAUCCAAUCUAUUAAUCGCAACCCCGCAAUCCUACGAAUAGAUACAACGAACGAUCCGAAGUCCACACCUAGAUACGAGCACACCCGUACCUCAUCGUUGCUGCUACACCGAUAGCUUCAACUCACCCCAUCACCCAUCCCCGUAAUCUGUCAACCCAUCAUCGCAUUGCCACGAUGUCGGCCCCCGCCGCCUACGCGCUGCAGAGCCUACUGGAUAAGAUGUCCAACCCGGACAGCGACUUCCGCUUCAUGUCACUAAACGACCUGUUGGCGAUGCUCACGCAGAACCUGAGCUUCAGCCAGACAGACCCCGGAACCAUGAGCAAGCUCAUAGAUGCGGUCGUGAAAGCUCUAGACGAUGCGAAUGGCGAGGUGCAGAAUCUUGCGGUUAAAUGUUUGGGACCUCUCGUCCUCAAAGUCAAAGAAAACCAGAUCGGCCCGCUUAUCGACAGGCUCGCUACGCUGUCAAUGACCUCACAGGACCCGUCGAUCCCUUCGACCGCGCUGCGAACCAUCAUCACGAACCUCCCGCGCCCACAUGCCUCGCCGGGAAUGAACUUGGCGUCCAUCGCUGCACUGCACCAAGCACAUGCCGCCGCCCCCAGUACAAUGGCUCGGCCGGAGGCCACACAACAGGCAAUCCAGACAUCGGUCACUGCCGUGCAGAAGACGCUAAUACCCAAGCUGAUGAUACUUCUCAAGCCGGAUGGGGGCGAGAGCGGGAAGGCUACCGCUGGUGCUACGCUGGACAGUGUCGACUUGCUGAUCGAGACUGUCCGCUGCUUUGGGUCCAUCAUGUCCGGAGCCGAAGUGGAGAGACUGCAAGUUGCGGUCAUGAAUUUGGUCCAGAGCGAGAGGACCAGCGGCGUCAUCAAGAAGAGGGCGGUUACGGCCUUGAGUUUACUCUGCGUUUAUGCACCGGACGAGUUGCUCUCAUCGUUCAUCAACCACCUCAUCGAGUCGUUCCGCGCCGAGAGCAAGCAUGUCAAUCCGGGCCGUCUGCGGCUGUUGAUCUCGGUUACUGGCUCGCUCGCUCGCGGAAUCCCAGAGCGGUUCGGUCCGUAUCUGAAGACACUGUGCCCAUUCAUCCUUUCGGUUGUAGACGGUCGGGAUCUGGAGAACCGUGAUUUGGGAGAUGAGCCGGAUAUGGAGAUGGACGAGGUUCGCGAGGUGGCGCUGGUGGCGCUGGAGAGCUUCCAGAGCUGCUGCACCGAGGAGAUGAAGCAGUUCACCGACGACCUUCUCAACGCCGGCACUGUUUUCCUGAAGUACGACCCCAACUACGCCGAUCCGGGCGAUGACGACGAGGAAAUGGGCGGUACUGCCGGUGGAGAUGACGACGAUGGAGAGUUUGGUGGAAGCGACGAUGAUGACACCUUUGAAGACGAUGGAAACUUCUCGGACGAAGACGACAUAUCAUGGAAGGUCCGGCGGUGCGCGGCAAAGCUGUUGGCGACUGUUCUCGCGACUAGGGCCGGCGACUUGAUCCGGGGAUCCGGCGAGGGAGGCGGGUUGGCGUACAAAAAGGUGGCGCCGCUCCUCAUCGACAGAUUCCAUGAGCGCGAAGAGAACGUUCGACUCGAGAUCCUCGCUACGGCCAUCGUGCUGGUGAAGAAGACGGGAGAGGUUGCAGAUGGCACGAUCACCUGUGGGCCAGCUCUGAGCAGUGCUGCGGGCACGAUGGCUCCGCCGCCGAAGAAGAGACGUGGAUCGGACGCUUCGAUGAUGGAUACCGAUAUGGCCCUGGAAGUGCCGUCGGUGGAUGAGCACGGUGUUCGGGACAGCCUUUUCCAAUUGGUUCCUCGGCUAUCCAAGUCUGUCGGAAAACUGCUCAACAACAAGUCCAUUACGCUUCCGACUAAACAGGCAAGCAUCGUUCUGAUUUCAGCGGCUGUCUCGGUUCUGCACGGAAAGUUUGAGAGCUCGCUGAACAUCUUCAUCAAUGCUCUCGUCGACGCUGCUGGUGGAGGUAAUGCACUGGCUUCCGGUGGUAAUGUUGUUGUGGCGUCUGCGCCUGGCGGCAGCGCUGCCACUGCGACAGGUGCCAGUGUUAGAAUUGAGGUUCUCCGCCUCUUUUCCAAGAUCUUCGAUAACCACUCUCUCGAAGCCGUGGAGCCAUACCUGGCGGCCGCUGUUCCGGCUGUCUGCGCCGCCGUUAACGAGACUGCCUAUAAGGUUUCCUUCGAAGCCUUGGGCACUGUCGCUUCAAUCGCCAAACUACUGACUUCGCCUGGAGCCCCCGCCUACGCCGAACACCUUAAGCAGCUGUACCAGGUGAUAAUCAAGAAGGUCGAGAAUGCGGAUACGGAUCUGGAGGUUCGCGAGAAAGCCAUCGUCACGAUGAGCAUCUUGCUCGGCAGAACCAGCGGCAAGGCUGGUACUCUCUCGGCCGAAUCCCGUCGUCACGCUCUGGACGUCCUGCUCGAACGCCUGAAGAACGAGACUACCCGUGCUAGUGCCGCCCGUGCUAUCGAUAACAUCGCUAGGUCUGCCGGCGAUGAUGGAUCAAUCAGCGAAGAGUGGGUUCGCAAGGUCGUCACCGAGCUGGGUGCCCAGCUCCGCAAGUCGAAUCGGUCGCUCCGUGCAGCGAGUCUGGUCGCGCUCGAGAGCAUCGCUUCCAACCCGGCCCUGCUGCACCAGAUGGACACGGCCAGCAAGAGCGAGUUGGUUGCGGUGCUCACGCCUUUGCUGGUCGUGGGAGAUAUGCAGCUUCUUGCCCUAGCUAUUGCCGUCUUGAGGCUCAUGAUCAUCAAUCCGAACGGUAUCACAAUCUCGUUCGAGGUCAUCAAUGGUAUUUGCAACCUUGUCAAGUUUCCUCUGGGUUCUGGGCUGGUACUCGAGAAUCUGCUCAGCCUCGUCCGCACGAUUGGAGAGGAGGAUAAGAAGGGCAAGCGCAAGCUCAUGGAGGAACUGCUCAAGAAAGUCGGUGUUACGGGAGAUAUGAGUGCUGUCGGCAAGGUCAUUGCCCAGCUGCUUGUUUGCGGGGGCGGUGACAAGGGCGGCUUCAUUGUCGGUGUCAAAGACUUUGUCGAGGAGUUCGAGACUGCGCGCGAUUCUGGUCGCAAGUGUCUUGGAUUGAUAGUUCUGGGAGAGAUUGGGCUCCGGAUGGGCAAGGACUUUGACGUUCCGCCGGAGAAGUUUCUCGGACAGCUCGGGGACGAUUCGGAUAAUGUUCCUAUCGCCGCGGCUGUCGCGCUGGGUCUCGCUGGUGCUGGGAAUGUCGACAAGUUUGUUCCCGUCAUCAUGAAGAGGCUGCAGGAUGGAAAUGAUAGUUAUCUCCUGGUCCAUUCGCUCAAGGAGAUCAUCACACAUUCGUCGGCGGAUAGCCUGAAGUCUUACACCAACGAUAUGUGGAAUACACUGCUUUCCACCGCUGUUACGAACGAUGAUGCGAAAGCUGUGGCUGCUGAGUGUGUGGGUCGGCUUAUUAUCCUGGACCCGUACUCGUUCCUGCCCGAGCUGCAGAAACACAUGACUUCGCCGCAGUCGGUGGUGCGGGGCUUGGUGAUCUCGGCGCUGCGUUAUACCUUCACGGACACGGACACGAAAUACGACGAGCUUCUCCGCCCCACCGUUGUCGACUUCCUCGACACAAUGCUGCAAGACUCGGAACUCGACAACCGGCGGCUCGCACUCACCACGCUCAACAGCGCGGCGACCAACAAAGCGCACCUCCUCGCGGGCCCGGGCUUGGAGCGGCUCCUCCCGCGCGUCUACUCCGAAUCCGUCAUCAAGCCCGACCUCGUCCGCGAAAUUCAGAUGGGCCCGUUCCGCCACCGCAUCGACGACGGCCUCGAGGUCCGCAAAUCUGCCUACGAAACCCUGUACGCCCUGCUAGAGACGUCGUUCCAUAAUAUCGAACUGGACGUCUACUUCUCGCGCGUCAUCGCCGGUAUUGCGGACGACCACGAUAUCCGCGCCCUCGCGAACCUCAUGCUCGCUAAGCUGGCGGUUCUGGCUAAGGAAGAGACGGCGAGGAGACUCGACUCCAUCGCUGAUACCAUCCGCAAGGUGCUCAUGGAGAAGCCGAAGGAGAAUGCGGUCAAGCAGGAGCUGGAGCGCCACGCUGAGGGCGUUAGGGGAGUGGUCAAGACGGCGCUUGUCGUGCAUAGAGAGGUCGGCGCGGAGAGGGGCGGCCAGAAGUGGAGGGGCUUCUGGGACUGGAUAUGUGCCAGCUGGAGGGAGCUGGUGACUGAGAACAGCGAGAACGAGGGGAAGUAAUGAACUGAAAAGGUACCGGGGGGAGAUGUGGUUGUUUGUUUGUUUGUUUGUUUCUGAUUGAUUGUGAUUGAUUGUGUGACAAUCUUGUUGUUUUCUAAAGAAUUUCGGGGGGG